Molecule: messenger RNA, 1224 nt
Organism: Salvelinus namaycush (lake trout)
Lineage: Eukaryota; Metazoa; Chordata; Actinopteri; Salmoniformes; Salmonidae
Product: myelin-associated neurite-outgrowth inhibitor-like
Exons: 7
Coding region: 150-773 (207 amino acids)
Source: RefSeq, a predicted model, not a curated record
GAUAAUUUGUGUCCAGUGAGCCAAGCAUAAAAAAGUGUCAACUCAACCAGACAGUGAGAACCAAAAUACAAUACCCAAAAGUAAAGAGUCGAGCCAAAGAACAGCAGUCGGAAACUGAGAAAUUACAACUUAUCUGAAAGGAGUGCAUUAUGAACCCAGUCUACAACCCUGCACCGACAGGGGUCCCCUAUGUCAACCCUAAGGGACAUUUAGUAGGAUACCCAGCUGGAUUUCCUGCAGGGUACUCGGCUGGCCCUGCUUACACUCCCAACAUGUACCACCCACCCAACCACCCAGCCUUCCCCACAGGUUACGCUCCGGGCACUUCUUUUAAAAUGACCUGCUUGCCCACCACGGGGGCUGUCCCAACCUACUCCUCAUCACCCAACCUCUAUCCUGCAGCAGCCUUCCCUGUGAGGAGCACCUACCCCCAACAGAACCCCUACACACAGCACCAAGGCACUUACUACACACAGCCUCUGUACGCAGCCCCACCCCAUGUCAUUCAUCACACUACAGUGGUCCAGUCCAAUGGGAUGCCAGCAGCUAUGUAUGCCCCGCCCAUGCAUCACCAGUCCCGCCCACACAACGGCGUAGCCAUGGGGAUGAUAGCAGGGACCACUAUGGCCAUGUCAGCCGACCUCUCCCACCUCCCUCCUUUCUCCAGGAACUUUGUUGACGCACUCCCCGACCCCCCACCAAGCUACAAUGCCCACAUACCGACACCCAGGCGUGCCCACCUACAGCUAUGUUCCCCCCCAGUGGUAAAGUGAUGGCACUGUCAGAAGAUGGUAGAUAUGGAUUCACACUCCAGUUGGUGAUGACGCUCUCCGGUGUCUCUUGUCAGCUGUUCUUCCUUCCUUCUUUCCAUGCAUACUGUGAAUCUGAAGCCCAACUACAAAACAACACCAGGUGUGUUCAGAACAGGAUGAAGAGAAUAUUCCUACUGCUGACUAUUCCUGUUUUGAAUGAUACUAUCCAAGAAUCCUUCACUCACUCUGCUGCAUAUCUUGUGUCUGACGGCUAAGUUGUGUUUUGUGUACUGCCUUGCGAUUUUUAUAGCUAACUCUGUUAAGUGGUGAAAAGGGAGUUUGAAUUUGUUUUGAUGUUGGGAUCCAUAUCGAGUUGAAUGCGUGUGUAUAUACACUGAGUAUAUGAACAUCAGGAACACCUUCAUAAUAUUGAGUUGCACCCCCCUUUGCCCUCAGAAAAGCUUUAAUUCAU